This is a messenger RNA of Harpegnathos saltator (Jerdon's jumping ant), 774 nucleotides long. Its product is annotated as NPC intracellular cholesterol transporter 2. The transcript has 3 exons. The record is from RefSeq and is a predicted model, not a curated record. Gene Ontology annotation, biological process: sterol transport. Lineage: Eukaryota; Metazoa; Arthropoda; Insecta; Hymenoptera; Formicidae. The coding region runs from base 169 to 636 and encodes 155 amino acids. Gene Ontology annotation, molecular function: sterol binding.
UUGCCACGGAUGCUUGAAUUUAUUUUUUUCGAUCCUGUGCUUAUCGCUUUUUAGGGCUGGCAGGUGUUUGAUUAGAUAUUAACAGGCGGAAGAUAUAAAUAGUCGGCUCGCGCUGAUGGAAAAUCAGAUAAGUCGUAAUAUCACCACCUAGUCACACUCCACGGGUCGAUGAUGAAAGUUCACGUUUCUGUCACCAUCAUUGUUACGUUUUGCGUCGCGGUAUCCUUGCAGGAUACUCCUCACGCACCGUGUUCCGAUGGACCAUUGCCGACGUCUUUGCGCGUAGAAGGAUGUUCCAAGUCUCCUUGCAACCUCUACAGAGGGUCGGACCUGAAAGCAGAGUGGGAUUUUGAUAUUAAGUCUGAUAUGGAAAAGCUGGAACCUAGUGUGCGGGUCAAUGUUGGACUAGGGUGGAUGAAGUAUCCUUAUCCCGAGCCGGACGCGUGCAAGUCUUUGUCGAAAAGCAAGUGUCCGCUGCGGAAGGGUGAUAAAGCGACGUACCAUUUGAAAAUGCCAAUAAGCCAGAGCUAUCCGCCAGUGGAAUUGAAAAUUGAGUUUGGUUUGAUAAAUGAGAAGAAGGAGGUUCAGGUGUGUUUCAUAUUGAAGUGCAAAGUAGUGAAUAAGCGGUCUCUCUGAGGACUUGAGGUUUUUCCACGAGGCUUAUAAAAAGCGUUUGACGACGGACAAAUUUUGUACAUUUACAACGACAACGGUUAAUAGACGAAGUGGUAAUAUCAUAUGUUUAAUUAUUAAAAAAAACAUUUUAUCAGUUAA